AUGUUUUCAUUACAUAAUAUUGACAGAAUUUGCAAAGCAUCUUUGUGUUCUGCCUCAGGGUUGUAGUAAUAUGAAUUCUUUCAGUAACAUUGAGGUAAUAAAUACAACUUUACAGUUGUCUCUUGUAUGGGAGUUGAAUCCUCUGCUUAGCUGACAGGUUUGUUAUUGUGACUGUGUGGUAUUUUUACAGGGUCUCUUUGUUUCGUGGUUUGGAUGGAGCAGUCAGCAUGGAUCUGCCAGCUUGUUUCUUCCUGAAAUUUCCUCAGCCCUUUCCCAUUCUCACCAGCUUCAUUGAAAACAUACAGAGGCUGACAGGUUCUGUUAUUAUCUGUCCAUACAGGGUAGCGGUUCUGGAAAACCCAGAUCCUAUAGUACGGGACAUGCAAACACAAACAGUUAGUCAAGCUACAGAAUGUGGAAACAUUAGAGGAUGCUGGCUAUCCUAAAUGACAGUUUCCACUUUAAUACAAUAUUGUUGAGAACCAUCCUGCUUGCCAUCCUUUGCCUUUUAAAUGCUUUUGAUGGCUACUUUCGGAUUAAUGUCUAUCACAAAUUAAAUCAUGCUCAUGUACACAUUUUAAAUGCUCUGUUUAAAUGCCCCCAAGUCAUUGGAUGGUAUUUAAAUAUACAUGCUGUACAUCUGGCUGAAUCCUACAUAGUGGGACUUAUCGGAGGCUAUGCGCUACACAGCUCUCAGCAGGUUGACUGCUGUUCAUAUUUAUAGGUAUUUCAAUGGUCGGGGAGCUCCAAUACAUUCCUUUCUAUGAGCUGUUGACCAGGGCUGUUCUGGAGCAGAAACACUGCACAGUAGAUCACUUGGACCAGUACUUUUUGGUGUCCCUUCCAGAUAACCAUUUUCACAGCUAUGUCCUUUCACAAGAAGCAUCGCUGCACCUAAAGAAGCCUCCAGAGGGAGCUCUGAUCAACAACAUUCCAUUCAGCCACCCAGAACAGGUGCCUUCCAUACUGGAGAUACUCCGGCACCAGUCUGCUUACAACACCUUGAUAGCCAGCUGUAUUACAACGAACAGAGCUGACAAAGGAUUUCCUGCAUCACUUCAUUUUGAAGUUAACUAUUUGGCUGACAGCAGCUUUUCUGUCUCAUUCCAACACCCUCUCAAUGACACUUUGGCUACAGUUGUUGUGGAUGUUGACAGUUCAAGGCAUAUUACCAGCAAGCUGUAUACAACAGGAGCACCUGACAUGUCUGUCAACGACUAUAUUACAAAGGUUCUAAACCGUUGCAUGUCUAUCCCAGUCACCAUGAGGGCAAUCAGCAGGAAAGCAGACCAGUGGAAUAAUGUGCCUCCUGCUAUAACCGAGGCUCCUACACUGUCUUCCUCCACAACGCUCCCUCCCGCCUGUUCUUAUGUUGUCUCUGUACCUGCUGCAAAUUCUGAUGCUGAAGUAAAUAUACAAACAAUUAACCCUUAUCCUGAUGCAUUAGUGAAUGUGUUUCCUGCAUGGUCAGCAAACAGCUGCCUUCAGCUUUGUGAAAACAUGAGCUUUACAGGUUAACCGCUAGCACUCGGAAUAGGCUAGGCACCUGUAACAACGCUGCACAAAGCACUUUUAAAAAUGGUUUCUUUUAAACAAUGUUUUGCUCUUCUUACUUGCUUGCUUUAACCUUUCAGCACCAAGUAACUUUACAUAGAGUACCCUGGGAUAAUUAGUGUUUGUUUCCUUGUCCUAUUCUGACAAAUUUAAUAAAAACUGAAAUAAACAAGUUGUCUUUCCAUGACCUGUAUGGUCUACAGUUGUGAAAUAAUUAAUAGUUAGAGAAUUGUGGUAUUUGAUAUUCCGACCUGCUACUUGGCUGGUAGAUUAUACAGCUAGACUGAGUGAACACAACAUAACUUAAGCACUUGAUUAGGAUUCUGCAGAACUGUACUGGAAAAUUGCUUAAUGUUAUGGCAGUGGUUGUUGAUUGGCUGCCUAUUGAAUUUGUAUGCCAGAUGCAUCCAGGCAGAGCUGAGUGAUCAACAUUUUUACACCCUGGCAUCUUUUUUUAAAAUCUGCAAUGUGUUUAUGUUCAUUGAACAAACUCCAACCUAUCUGAGACUAUUCCUUAGCAAAAUACAGGCACAGGACUGUCUACACCAGUGCAGAGUGUUUUCAGAAUUGGGUUGCCCCUUGCACUGCAGGCAUCUGCCUCCAUGUUUAUUGUACUGGUGGCAGUGAAAUAUAAAUGCAGCACCUUUUGCCCUCCAGUUAUUUUACCCCCAUUUUUUGUCCCAAUUUGCAAUUAUAUUCCCUCACUGCAUUAAUUCCUCAUAACAGCUCUGGAGAAUUGAAGGUCAGUAGACAUCUUCCAGUACCACCAGCAAUUGUGUUUAGACUUUCAGGAGCUGAAGUGUGGGUGCCUGAGCUCGAUGAGGUAAAACCACCCGAUUUUUUAUUUUUGCUUUCCUAACCAGCGAGUGUCAAAUUAAUACGAUGUUCCCUGUCAACUCACAUUUUACAUAUAGCCCUAAAAGUUAUUCCAGUAAUUAAAUCCAUCAAUUAUGUACUCCAUUGUGAAUAUCAUUGUACUGUGUAUUUACUGGACAACACAUAUACCAGUUAAGAAAACAAGAUUAGGCAAAAUUUCUAUCU
This is a messenger RNA of Polyodon spathula (Mississippi paddlefish), 2595 nucleotides long. Its product is annotated as mediator of RNA polymerase II transcription subunit 1-like. Bases 733 to 1518 code for a protein of 261 amino acids. Lineage: Eukaryota; Metazoa; Chordata; Actinopteri; Acipenseriformes; Polyodontidae. Gene Ontology annotation, biological process: cellular response to thyroid hormone stimulus; regulation of transcription by RNA polymerase II. The record is from RefSeq and is a predicted model, not a curated record. Gene Ontology annotation, molecular function: nuclear retinoic acid receptor binding; transcription coregulator activity; nuclear thyroid hormone receptor binding. Gene Ontology annotation, cellular component: mediator complex. The transcript is spliced from 5 exons.